Messenger RNA from Habropoda laboriosa, 1161 nucleotides. RefSeq names its product glycerophosphodiester phosphodiesterase domain-containing protein 1-like. The record is from RefSeq and is a predicted model, not a curated record. Bases 83 to 1027 code for a protein of 314 amino acids. Gene Ontology annotation, cellular component: endoplasmic reticulum membrane. The transcript has 7 exons. NCBI's taxonomy places the organism in Eukaryota, Metazoa, Arthropoda, Insecta, Hymenoptera, Apidae. Gene Ontology annotation, biological process: glycerophospholipid catabolic process. Gene Ontology annotation, molecular function: phosphatidylcholine lysophospholipase A1 activity; phosphoric diester hydrolase activity.
UGUAUGUUAAUCAAACCUCGUUCAGACAAUAACGACAUGCUACGAUAUGUUGUACAAAUAAGAAACAAUAAAUAAACACAAAAUGUUGUUGUACACGGUUGUAGGAGGUUAUAUGUUAACGUCAAUGAUACUUUUUAAAUAUCCGACGUUGUUACACAAAAAGAAACAGGUGAAAUUUUUGUGCCAGCAUAUCAGUCAUAGAGGUGGAGCAGGAGAGGGGUAUGAAAAUACAAUGUACGCUUUUAAACGAGCUGUAGCAGUUGGAACAGAAAUGUUAGAAUUAGAUUGUCACCUUACAAAAGAUGGAGAAGUUGUUGUAUCACAUGAUCACAAUCUUUUCCGUUCUACUGGUGCAAAUAAAAAUAUAUCAGAAUUGAAUUAUAAAGAUCUACCUCUUUUAAAACCAUGCCUUCCAAUAGAUUUUGAUCCAGAUGCAGAAUAUAUUGGCACAGAAAAGGAGGAAGAUAGAAAAUUUGCUUUAUUGAAAGAAGUAUUUGAAGCAUUUCCCAAUAUACCAAUGAAUAUUGACAUCAAAGUUAAUGAUGAUCAACUUAUAACAAAGGUAUCAAAUUUAGUAAAGGAGUAUAAUCGUGAGGAUUAUACAGUAUGGGGUAACUUUAAUGAUGAAAUAACACAAAAAUGUUAUAAAACGAAUCCAAAUAUAAAUUUAUUAUUUUCUAUGAGACGUGUAACUCUAUUGAUAGUUUUUUUAUAUACUGGUCUAUUACCAUUUAUACCUCUGAAGGAAACACAUUUGGAGAUAUUUUUACCUUCCAUUUAUUUAAGGCGCAAAUGUCCAAUUCCUACAUAUUUACCUUUGGAAAAGAUAAUCAUACACACUAUUAGUGCACUACUAAUGAGACCAUGUCUGUUCAACCAUUUAAGAGCACGUGGAAUACAUGUUUAUUUUUGGGUCUUGAAUAGAGAGGAAGAAUUUCAGAAAGCUUUUGAUCUUGGAGCAUCUGGUGUAAUGACAGAUUAUCCUACAAAAUUAAAAUUAUUUUUGACAAAAUAUUCAGAUGAAUAAGAUGCUAAAUACCGCGAAUGAGAUAAAAAUGAAUAUAUGGCUAGAUACAUCAAUUAUUCAUUGAUUUACUUCCGAGAAAUACAGAUUCCAAACAAGUGCAUGUAAAACUUUGAUAAGAUAGCUAAAUGUUAUAA